This is a messenger RNA of Anguilla anguilla (European eel), 2618 nucleotides long. RefSeq names its product vegetative cell wall protein gp1-like. NCBI's taxonomy places the organism in Eukaryota, Metazoa, Chordata, Actinopteri, Anguilliformes, Anguillidae. The coding region runs from base 1 to 1083 and encodes 360 amino acids. The transcript is spliced from 3 exons. The record is from RefSeq and is a predicted model, not a curated record.
AUGAGGACAGGUGCUCCAAGUAGCCGGAAUGGCGGAGGGGCUCGACUGAGCGCGUGCGGAAGCUGCCGGAGGUCUGGAAGACCUGGCCUGGCCUGCAGGAACGGGGGACCCAUGCUGGGUGUGGGAGGAGAGAACGCACUCCACGUGACCAACGACCACUCGAUAUCUUGCGUCUCCCACGCUGGAUCCCUGUGCCUUAUUCCAGCCCUGCUCCACACCCCUUAUUCCAGCCCUGCUCCCACACCCCUUAUUCCAGCCCUGCUCCACACCCCUUAUUCCAGCCCUGCUCCCCACCCCUUAUUCCAGCCCUGCUCCCCACCCCUUAUUCCAGCCCUACUCCACACCCCUUAUUCCAGCUCUGCUCCCCACCCCUUAUUCCAGCCCUGCUCCCCACCCCUUAUUCCAGCCCUGCUCCACACCCCUUAUUCCAGCCCUGCUCCACACCCCUUAUUCCAGCCCUGCUCCCCACCCCUUAUUCCAGCCCUGCUCCACACCCCUUAUUCCAGCCCUGCUCCCCACCCCUUAUUCCAGCCCUGCUCCCCACCCCUUAUUCCAGCCCUGCUCCCCACCCCUUAUUCCAGCUCUGCUCCCCACCCCUUAUUCCAGCUCUGCUCCCAGCCCUGCUCCACACCCCUUAUUCCAGCUCUGCUCCCCACCCCUUAUUCCAGCUCUGCUCCCCACCCCUUAUUCCAGCCCUGCUCCACACCCCUUAUUCCAGCCCUGCUCCACACCCCUUAUUCCAGCCCUGCUCCACACCCCUUAUUCCAGCUCUGCUCCACACCCCUUAUUCCAGCCCUGCUCCCCACCCCUUAUUCCAGCCCUGCUCCACACCCCUUAUUCCAGCCCUGCUCCACACCCCUUAUUCCAGCCCUGCUCCACACCCCUUAUUCCAGCUCUGCUCCCCACCCCUUAUUCCAGCCCUGCUCCCCACCCCUUAUUCCAGCCCUGCUCCACACCCCUUAUUCCAGCCCUGCUCCACACCCCUUAUUCCAGCUCUGCUCCCAGCCCUGCUCCACACCCCUUAUUCCAGCCCUGCUCCCCACCUCUUAUUCCAGCUCUGAGCUUUGCUCACCUGGGUCCUGAUUGGCUGGGGAAAAUAAGGGGUGCAGGGAUUGCAAGCAACAUUAAUCCCGCCCUAUUAGGACUGGCCUGUGCGUUUGAAUCUCAGCGUGGCUAUCUCCAGACAUACCGAGCUAGCUGAACAGAUUACAUGUUCUGGAGUGUGGUCUUUAUUUCAGCAUAAUGCCAUUACUGGUAUGCACUUAAAUAUUGACUUGAAGACAGAUUUAAGCUUGGGAGGAGACUCAAUCUAUCCGGAUGUAAUAAAGCAAAAUGGCAAUCUGAGUUCCUCUUUACCGCAUUCUUAUCUGCAGUUUUAUAUUGUGACAAAAUCACACAACAGAUUUAUAAAACAUUAAACAUAAUUGAAGGCUUAAAAUGCCCACAGUGAAGUCCGAAGUCAUUGAUAGUAUGAUCACAUUAUGUUCACCUCUUAAAUGAAUCGUGGCAGAAUGCAAGAUCCACCCCUCUCGUGUGAACCAGUCAGGAAGAUUAAGAGAUGUACAGUCCUAAACUUUAGUCUCUUCAUGCAGAAAUAAAUUUAACCAGUGAGUAGACAUCUUGCUGCAUAUGUACCCUAAACUGAGAUGGGGUUUUGUUUUGGUUUAUUUCAAGAUUUACAUCUUGCCGAUCGUGUUUUGAUCCUGUCUGCCGUUUUCUUAAAAAGUUUAAUUUAUAUGGCUCAUUGAGCUGGCACAUUUUUUUUUAUUUGCAUGACCCUGUGAUAAUUUUUGGGAAUAGUAUAUUUGGAUGCCUGUGUGCUACAUGGUGCCUGAGAAUUCCAGAUGCUUCCCAGCCAGACGCAGUCUGUUCGGUCUCUGCGCUGCUCUGAUAGAAGCUGAAUUUGGCGCACAGGUAAGAUGAGGGGCCUUGUGCUACGGUUGACUGGGGAGGGGGGGAAUAGAGUAGGCCUCUGUUCCCUUUCACAUCCCAUCGGGGGACAUGGGGUCCUUUUGAGCAUUUCCCUCCAAUUUUCUGUGCGUAAGACUGGCCAGGACUAGCCAUAGCAGCCCAGUGAGUUUAUGACCAGCUCCAAAAAAAAAAAAAAAAAAAACACUUCAUUGGCUGCAUUAAUUCUUAUUGUAUAGAAUGGCCUGAUUUGAUUUGUCCAGCUCAUGGUCAUUAGCAUUAUUGUUCUCCCUGUUACCCUGGACUAGUCGAAUGACUGGUUUAAGGGCACCAAUCUGAUGCGAAUGUACAUGCUGUGCAAGCAAUCAAAUUGCAUAUGAUGUCAGUUAUCAUGAUCAAUGUUUGAGGAAGUAAAAAUAUAUAAAUAAAUCAAAUUUAAAAAUCACCUAAUAUAAGUGCAACUUGGUGUGUGUGCAAAAAAUAAAGAGCUCCAGAAAAAAUUCUAGCCUUUAUUUUUGACUUCUAAAAAAUACUGUAAUUACAAGUUAACACUUCUACUAUUGCUUCUUGGGUAAUUUUAUUAAUCCUGUGUUCUGUACAUAUUUGUAUGUCCUGAUGAGAAUUUUUCUCAUCUGUGUAUUUGAUUUUCUUUCAAAUAUUUGCUGGCAAUCUGGAAUUGUUCUUUUAAUUAAUAAAACACUUUUAUUUUA